UGCUCGUAUAAUCUCGCAUCCGUGAAUUUUCAAAAAAAAAAAAAAAAAACGACACGACUAUCAAAGGACAACAGGAACUAGAAUCACGCGUUUUCUCGCUCUGCGCACAGCACAGCUGAUCGUGGUCUGUUGUAUUGUCUAAGUAGGUGGUACAGUGCAGUACAGUGAUUUCAAACACAAAGACAUGUCUCAGAGAUCAGGUUCGAUAGAUAUCCUUGAUUUACAGGAUACACAGACACCUUUUGGUGUCCGUCUGGCAGGCAUUUAUAAACGGAGUUUUGCUUAUAUAACAAUCAAGGACAGAUUACCUGUAAUUUUGACUAAAAUAAUUGACACUUUAAGUCGUAAUAAGGAAAAUAUUACACAUAUAUAUGGAGAGAAUGCAGCAGAAGAAAUUAAACAAAUUGUAGGAUUUAUUAGUAAAUUAAAGAAUGAAAUAGUUACUAAUAAAACCUUAAAGCCUAUGAGAUUGAUACCUAAUACAACAAAUAAUGAUGCUAAUGAAUGGAAUAAAUAUUUAAUGGCAAGGACUGAGAUAGAAGGCAAUACACCAACAUGGUUUAACACUAUCUGGUUAUACUGUGAAUGUUACAUGUAUCGGGUUCUUGCACAAGAAUUAGCUCUCAUGAGAUACCUGUGUAACUAUGAUCCUUUUGAACAACAAAAGGAGAGUGCAUUUACUAACUCAUUAAUUAGUAUAAUAGCUCUUUGCACUUAUACAAUGAAGUUCACAGAAAGAAUAGAGCCUUUGUCCAUAGUUGAAAUGAGAGAAGAACUUUUUAAAUUCCUCCAACUAAAUCUUUGGGGCAACAAAUGUGAUUUAUCGCUCAGUGCUGGAACAGAAGUUAGUCAGAGCAGUAAUCCCAUAGAAAUUCUAAAAUCAGUACAAACGGACAUUCUUGUUAAUAACUCAGAAUGUAUUUGGAAUUUAUUAAGGAAAAACGAAACUAAUAAUUCAGACAUUAUAGACAUGGUACUUGAUAAUGCAGGAUAUGAAUUUUUUACUGACUUAUGUUUAGGAGUGUUUUUGAUUACUAACAAACUUGCUGGAAGAAUAAGGUUUUAUGUAAAACAGUAUCCGUGGUAUGUGAGUGAUACAAUGAAAAAGGACUUUCAUUGGACUCUAGACUACAUGAACAAUUCGUCAAGUAAAGAUUUACAAAAAUUAGCUAAACUGGCAAACAAUUAUUUGAAGAAUAAUGUAUGGACUAUUGAGGAAGAAUCCUAUUGGACAGGGCCAUAUGAUUUUGCAGAAAUGAAAAAACAUGAUGAAGUGUUGUAUGCAAAAUUAUCAGAAGCUAAACUAAUCAUAUUUAAAGGUGACUUAAAUUAUAGGAAGUUAGUAGGUGACAUAAAUUGGGAAUAUACAACAGCAUUUACUCAAGCAUUAAGAGGAUUUCAACCAUCACAUGUACUUAGUUUAAGGACAGUGAAAUCAGAUGUCUGUGUUGGUUUACAAUCGGGUAUAUCAGAUGAAUUAUUUAAAAAAGAUGAAAGUUGGAUGUUUACAGGACAAUAUGGACUCAUUCAAACAACUAUUGCUGGAACUUGUCAAUGUUCUGAUAGAACUUGUUAAAGUAGUGAAAAUUAAAAAACGAACAUAUUGUAAUAUAAAUACAUUCUUAUGGUAUUGCACAUA
Molecule: messenger RNA, 1639 nt
Organism: Dufourea novaeangliae
Lineage: Eukaryota; Metazoa; Arthropoda; Insecta; Hymenoptera; Halictidae
Product: protein-glutamate O-methyltransferase-like
Exons: 7
Coding region: 185-1576 (463 amino acids)
Biological process (GO): DNA damage response
Cellular component (GO): cytoplasm; nucleus
Molecular function (GO): phosphatase activity
Source: RefSeq, a predicted model, not a curated record